UUUAGUUAGAGAGUUCGAGUCUGAGUCCCUCUGAGAAGUAAAACCCUCUCUGAACAGAAUCCUGAGGCAGUAAUGGCGUUCAUCGAGGACGGCAUCGACCUGGACGCGUCGGACUUCGCGGCGUCAGUUCCGCUGAAGAAGGUCCCAAACGGGGACGUGUUCGAGGCGUCGAGGGCGGGGGACGUGGAGCGGCUGCGCUACCUGCUGGAGUCUGGUGUCAAUGUGAACGCCCGCGACCAGUGGGACUCCGUUGCUCUCUACUACGCCUGCCUUGCCGGCCACCUUGACGCUGCCCGCAUGCUUCUCGAGAGCGGCGCCAUCUGCUCCGAGCACACCUUCGACGGCGACCGCUGCCACUACGCCGCCCUUAAUCUCAAAGUCCGCAAACUCCUCAAGGCCUUUGAGGCCCGCCCCCCUCCCUUGGCCCCCUUGCAGGCCGCCCUCCGUGACACCUUCCUUUCCUCCCCCGCUAACCGCUCCUUCUAUGACCUCUCAGACACCGACUUUCAUCUUCCGGGUAUUUCAUCCACCCAGGGAUCCAGCCGUGGCUAUUUUCCUCCAGAUGUAGUUUUUAUUGUACAUGGAAGGCCUAUUGAAGCUCACAGAGUCAUAUUAAGCGCAAGGUCACCAUUUUUUAAGAAAAAGUUUGAGACUGAUUGGAAAGAUCGCAGUGAAGUGAGAUUGCCACGGGAAAAAUUGUCAUAUCCUGCGCUCUACAGCCUUAUACACUUCUUUUAUUCGGACAGAUUAGAGAUUGCUGUGGAUGACAUGGAAGAUCUUGUGAGAAUCUGUAAAGUAUGCAACCUCGAAUCACUGCAGAAAAUUCUCGAGAAAGAAGUCAUUCAUCAAAAGUAUGCGGAAUAUAAAGCGUUGAAGGAUGUAGAUAAUUCACAGAAACGAUACAUUUUGCAAGGUCUGUCCCUUCCUGUAGAAGACAGGCUUCCUGCAGCCUUGCACCUAAUCCUUCAAACUGCCCUUUCAAAUUCAACCCUUGGAAACGGUCAAGAUGAUGCAGUUGAUAAAUUGAUUGCUGGGAUAGGUGCUAUGAAAAUGGGUAGAUCUAUUGAUGAUCUUGCUGAUGUAUGUGUAAGAGUUGAUGGGAAAAAUUUCCGUUGCCAUCAAGUGGUUCUUGCAUCAAGGUCUGAAUAUUUUAAGACAAGAUUGUUGCGUAUGAAGGACUUCCAUGAAGGGGAAGAUGAGUUAUAUUUGGAUUUACUUCCUUGCAUUGAAGAGCAUGAUUUGAGUACAGAUGCAUUUGAGAAAAUGAUUGAAUAUAUGUACACUGAUGGCUUGCAGGAUAUAAACCCAGAUCAGGCUGAGGAAAUGUUUGACGUUGCUUCUAGAUACUUAUUAUUUCCUCUUAAGCGUGCGGUGGCUGAUGUGUUGUUGCCACACUUGGAGAUGGUGUCACCCGAAGAACUGUGCCAUUGGUUAAUAUUAGCAGACCUGUAUGGUGUUUUCAAGAUUCGGGAAUAUUGUCUGGACACCAUUGCUUGUAACUUUGAAACAUUUGCUGAUACCAAAGAGUUCAGGGCAAUGCUGUUGACUUUCCCUCCACCAUCUGGAGACUCCUCUCUUCGUACUACUGUCCCAAGCAUGCCUGGAUCUGAUCUAAAAUCGGAUCAAGGAAACCUUCUCGAUGAUUUGCGCGAGAAAUGGCUUGAAAUUGAAGCUGCUGAGCUCGACGAGAGAGAUGAGAGUGCGUUGCAAUUUGAUAAGCGGCUCGAGAUGCUUAUGCUUGUUGCUGAGCAAGAAAAAUCCGAUAAUUCAGAAGCUGAUGCUGAUGGUAUGGAUGACCUCAAAACGUUGGGUUUGUCUCCAGACAGCACAUUAAUUUCAGGUGAUGCAGAAAGAACUGUGAUAAGUUAAUUGGAAUAAGAUGUAUAGCUUUUCUUUGUCAAAGAUAGUAAGUUAGGUGGCUCGGAGUUCUUAAGUUGGGUUUUUGUAACUUCUGUUGCUCGAGCAUUCAUUUAUUCAUACGGCUCUUUCAUAAUCA
Messenger RNA from Arachis duranensis, 1996 nucleotides. RefSeq names its product BTB/POZ domain-containing protein At2g04740. Lineage: Eukaryota; Viridiplantae; Streptophyta; Magnoliopsida; Fabales; Fabaceae. The coding region runs from base 73 to 1869 and encodes 598 amino acids. The record is from RefSeq and is a predicted model, not a curated record. Gene Ontology annotation, cellular component: ubiquitin ligase complex; cytoplasm. The transcript is spliced from 5 exons. Gene Ontology annotation, molecular function: protein binding.